Hordeum vulgare subsp. vulgare (domesticated barley) is the source of this 937-nucleotide messenger RNA. RefSeq lists its product as uncharacterized. The coding region runs from base 79 to 651 and encodes 190 amino acids. The transcript has 9 exons. Lineage: Eukaryota; Viridiplantae; Streptophyta; Magnoliopsida; Poales; Poaceae. The record is from RefSeq and is a predicted model, not a curated record.
UAUCUGCAAAAGGGCCAAACUCACACGACGAAGAAAGAAGCGGAGACUGGAGAUCGAGAUCGCCGGAGGGAGGGAGCGAUGGAGCCGAGACGAGCGACCCGCCGCAGAUCCGGCACCGUCCUGCUCCUCCUCGCCGCCAUACUCGCUGCGGCCGCCGGCGCCUCCGCCUCCGCCAUCGGCGACAAGUGCGCCGCCUGCAAGGCCGUCGCGGCUGAGCUAGAGAUUGGAAUCUCCAGCGAGAAACCAAGAAAUCACUUGGACUUGCGUAACCGCUUGAAUUCGAAAGGUCAGCGUGAAGGGAAAGUCAUCGACUACAGAGUCAGCGAGCUUCGAAUCGUAGAGCUUCUGGAUGACCUAUGUGAUAAGAUGCAAGACUAUACGUUGCAGAAGUCGGAAUCAGGCGAGAAAGAAUGGGUGAAAGUAGCAAACUGGAGCAGUUUUCAAACUGAUAAGAAAGCUGCAGCACGAGCACACUCCAAAAAUUUAUCCAGUUACUGUGGAAGGUUACUGGAGGAAACUGAGGACGAGCUUGCGGAGUGGAUAAAAACAAGCUCAGCAGAAUCCGGGAACGUGAGCCAGGCCCUUUGCCAGGAUAUUAGCAAACACUGCCAGUCCACAAGCGCUACGGCCCCGGUCGACGAUGAACUAUAACAACACGCGUUAACGCCCCGUAUUUAUUGGACAAAGCAAACACAGAUGGUUGUCUGGAGAGCGUCAAGGAAGAGAAGCUACAGUAGGAAAUGAACAUGUGAUAUUUUAGCAUCUGUGUUUUUGGCACUCAUGUUGUUGUCUUAAAGAGGGACUUGCAAUUUUCCCCAUAAUGACUGCUCUGUUGAGAACAUUCAAACUCUGAGAAUUAUUUUGCAUACUGAAUUACAGUUACCAGCAUGGUAUGAUCUGUUGAACUAAUCUGAAUACAUAUGUUGUCUUGUUGAAA